Molecule: messenger RNA, 3873 nt
Organism: Symbiodinium necroappetens
Lineage: Eukaryota; Dinophyceae; Suessiales; Symbiodiniaceae
Source: the annotation of a GenBank genome assembly
AUGCGGCUUCGGCCCCUCGUCAAUCAUGAGAUCGGUCAAGAGAAAUGCCUGACGAUCGAGGGCAACCAGGUCUCCAUCGUUGAGGAUGUCAUUGACACAGAUCGGAAGGCAGCAGUCCCAAAUGACUUUGACCGGAAGUCGACCUUCGCCUUCGAUGUCGCCAUGGACAGCACGGACGAGAGCAGCCCCUCCUUCGUCUCGCAGGAGAAGUGCUAUGAGAUCAUGGGCCGGCGAAUGGUGGAUCACAUGCUGCAGGGUUUCAACACCUGCCUCUUUUGCUACGGCCAGACGGGAACUGGAAAGACCACCACGAUCAUGGGCAAGGCGCAGCCGAAGUCAGAGCGCGGCCUUCUCAUGCGACUUGUCGACGAUGUGUUCGAGGAGGUGGACAAGGAGCAAUCGAACUCCGGGUCGCAGGUGCACGUUGUCAUGCAGAUGCUAGAAGUCUACAACGAGAAGCUGAAAGACUUACUCGCCACCUCAGACUUUCAGCCCGCUGGGCCUGGCCGCAGCGCUGCGAAGAAGAUUAACAUCCACGUGCAUCCGGAGCUUGGGGUGUACCUGACUGGGGCAAUCGAGGCACCUGUCAAAACGGCAGCCGAGUGCAUCAAAACGAUUGAAUACGGGAAUGCGAUGAAGGCAGUGCAGGCCACCGCCAUGAAUGCACAGAGUUCACGUGGCCACACCGUCUUCAAGCUGAACAUGGUCAGAGAGGGUGGCAGCGACAAUCUGUCCACCACUUCUGAGGUUUGCUUUGCAGACCUCGCUGGCCGGGAAAAUGAGAAGACGACUCAGGUCACCGGCGAGAGGUUCGUGGAGCUGAGCUUCAUUAACAAGAGCCUGCUGUACCUGUCCGGCUGCAUCCAGAGCUUGGGGCAUCAACCCCACCGCCGGCGCCUUCAGACUGACCAUGGUUCUGGCACUCCGAAGUCGAAGGGCGUGGACAUGUCGAGGUUUCGCAACUCCAAGCUGACACUGCUGCUCUCGAACGCGCUGUCGGGGAAUUCGAGGACAUCGAUGAUUGGAACGUUGAGUCCGGCCGCAGCACACUUCGAGGAGAGUCACAACACGCUCAGGUUUGCAUCGACAGUGAAGACCAUCAAGGUGCAGGCCAAAGCAGCGCGAGCAGUGGACAAGGACUGCAAGCUGAUGCUGAGCCCAUGGUUCAGCUACAUCAUAGGAUAUCAUGACGACGUGUUUGCGGGGUUCAUGUACGUUGGCACCAAAGCAGCUUUGCUUUUCGCCAUGGCCCAUCUCGGGCCGCUUGCAGAGCCUCUGAAGCUGCUGGAUGGAAGGCUGAUGCCGAGGUCCAAGCCUGGCCCUGAAACGUACAAUGCCGUGAAAUGGGCAUUGGAAAUGGGAUAUCGUUUGGUGGAUACUGCGGCCUUGUAUCGCAACGAGAAGAGUGUGGGCGAGGCCAUCAGGGAUUCGGGACUCUCCCGAGAAGAUGUUUGGAUCACUACCAAGCUUUGGGACAGUGAUCAUGGAUACGAGGCCACUCUGAAAGCAUGCCAGAAUAGCCUACAUCAGCUUGGACUGUCAUACAUCGACUUGUACUUGAUCCACUCCCCGAACACCGGUAAGUUGGUCGAGACCUGGGAUGCGAUGAUCGAACUUCAGCGCCGCGGCGUGGUGAGGUCAAUUGGCGUUUCGAAUUUCGGAGUGCCGCAUUUGGAAGCGCUGCGAUCGUCGGGCCGGCAGCUGCCCGUUGUUAAUCAGAUCGAAAUGCACCCGAUGGUUUACCAAGAGCGAAAGCCCGUGCUCGAGUUUUGCGCCGCUCACGGCAUCAAAAUCACAGCUUAUGGCUCGAUGUUUUCUGGUCAGCAAGAACAGCUGGGAAGGAAAGAGGUGGCACAGGUUCUUGCUGCACACCCCAGUAAGACGCCGGCGCAAAUCCUGCUGCGAUGGGGUCUGCAGAUGGACUUCCAAGUGAUACCAAAGAGUGUUCGCCGGGAGCGUCUCGAGGAGAACAUGAAUCUGAUGGACUUCGAGCUGACGCCCGGCGAGAUGGAAUCGCUAAGUGCGAUGCGUGGAGCCUUGCACGAGUACUGGAACCCGUUGAAGAGCAAGGUUGACCUGGGACGGACGGAUCGGGGGCAUCUCGACUUUAUUUUGCAGGACAGUCUCGUGAAGCAGCUGCAGCUUGAAGUGCAGCAGUUGAAGCUCCAGCUGGAACAGGCUCAGGAGAAGCAUGAUGACGAGGACAUCCGAGAAAUCAACGUCCAGCUCGAAGCCACGACGGCCAUCGUCGCGCGUCAAACGCGAGACUGGAUGGUCUUCCAGCAGGAGAGCGCAGAGCUCAGCAGGAAGCGGACAAAGACCAUGGAAAGUCUCAUGGCCCAUUCGUUGGGCGAUUGCCCACCGCCAUACCUGGCAAACUACUCGGAGGACCCGCACCUGGCGUUCAGACUUGUGAUGCCUGUGGCUGCAGACGGCGAGGAGCACUCGCUGGGCUCAGGCGCCAGCUGCAGCUUUCGGCUUCCUCCAAGUCUGGGGGUCUGCGACAUUACCGGAUACAUCCGCAACGAGGAAGGUCGCCUGUGGCUUCGGCCUGAGCCGCUCCCAAGAGCUAGCACACGCCCGGCAAGCAUCGAGGUCAACGGUGAAAAGCUGUCCUUGGAACCUCUCGAGUUGCAACACUUAGACUGUGUCCUUUUUGGGCGUUCUACAAUCUUCUAUGUCUUCUUGCAGAAGGUAUCGCCGGAGGAGCUCACUGCGAAACUGCGCUCGCUGUACGACAUAGACAAGGAAGAGUGGGAAGGUGGCCUCACCCAGAAGGUCGUCAACAGUAUACUCGGAGAGGCUCGCACCGACGACCCCCUAGAACGAGAGCUUGCUCGGGUCUACUGCAACCAGCUGCAAAGUCAGAAUCGCGACACGCAGGGCACCUUCAUGCUCCGAGCCUUCCUCCAGCGAGCAAAGCGAGCGCGACUGAAAGUGGACGAAGCGAACGAUCUGACGGCGUGCAUCCGCCCAAAGUCAGGCCUGCACUUCGAGCUGGUUUCACAGGUGCCAGCACUGGUUCUGAGCAGUGAGGGUAAAGAAUCGGUUGCGGAGCAGGUCCGUCUCGUGCAGCGAAUUGCGCCACUGCACCGCUUUCGACGGGCUGCCUGGAAGCUGAUGGCCGCAACAAAGGGCACGCGAAUCAAGGACGCUGUGGAGCGUGUUCUUCCCAGCAGCGCUUCACCGGCGUCCUAUGAUGGUACUCCCGAGUUGCUCUCAACUUGGACAUGGACUAAGCAGUGGGAGCACGUGAGCGCGCAGCAUUUGGGGGCAGCAGCACCCAUGUAUGCAACAUCGUUCCUGGUCCGCGAGCAGAUGUCACGUUUUGUCCGCCCACCAGAGGUCAAUCAGGGCAUUUCUUUGGACGCCCUUGAAGCGCGUGCCCCAGUGGAGGAUCAGUCGGUCGAUCUAGAGGAGUGGCAGCGCAUGCUCACCAGUGUGCGCCCUGCAGAAGAGAAGUGGGCGAGCUUCGUCAGAAGGAUGCAGAAUUGCAACAGUUAUUUCACGCCUUCGGAGAAGGUCCUGACCCUGCACAGUGACUGGAUCUCCACGGCUCCAGGAAAGCAGCUAGGUCGCCGAGGAGCGACUGUGCACCAGAGCGACCCAGCGAUCGAGGGUCAGCCGCCGCUCAAAGGAGGCGCAGAGGAUAUGUCGCACAUGCUGAAGCGAGGUUGCUCCAAGCUUAUCCUCCUGCCGCAGAGCAAUAUCCGGCUCACAAUGUCCAUCCUCGGGCUGAUCGCCAUCGUCUGGGAUGUCGUCUUUAUUCCAAUCCAGGCAUUCGAUGAUUUGCCUGUCUACUUCGAUGACUUCCUAAUGCAAAUGACCUAUGCCGUGUUCGCCUAUUGGUUUCUCGACUUUCUUCUCCAGUUC